Molecule: messenger RNA, 1492 nt
Organism: Phlebotomus papatasi
Lineage: Eukaryota; Metazoa; Arthropoda; Insecta; Diptera; Psychodidae
Gene: tfc
Product: C-type lectin 37Db
Exons: 5
Coding region: 401-1225 (274 amino acids)
Biological process (GO): biological process involved in interspecies interaction between organisms
Cellular component (GO): external side of plasma membrane
Molecular function (GO): carbohydrate binding
Source: RefSeq, a predicted model, not a curated record
UGUAAUUUGAGAAAUAACAAAAAAUGCGUAAAACUAGUGUCUGAAUGUGCAUCAUUCGGCCAAACUUUUAUAGCUUUUUGCACGCAUUCUGACCUCGAGAUGACUUCCCCCGAACCUCGAGUACACAGAGGCAGUGCUUCUACUUUUACCAGAGCCAAGAGUCACUUGGUAGACUCAGUCUUUGGUGAACCGUAGUGGAUACAAGAUCGCGAAAAAGUCUCCUCUACAAACAUCCAGUCGAUGUGAUAUCAUUCGAAAGUGAUCGUAUAUGAAAGUCUCUCUUUCAUCGGGCAAAUGUUAAAAGUGUUAAACACGCUUUUAUAGAAGUUUUACCAAAAAAAUAAAUAAAAAAAAAAGAAAAUUUUCGCAAAGAGAUCACUAUUUCCAAAAUUGUGCAGAUAUGACGCGGCUUUUGGUGUUAAUUUUGUGCAUCUCAAUGGCCACAACACAGAGAAAUGGGAAUAACAUUGUGAAAGAUCGCGGAGAUGAGGAGAACAGCGAGAUUGUGCGACAAAAUAGAAUAACCCAGAGGAUUAUAGCAAAUUUCUUGGAGAGGCGACUCUUUCCACAUCGUCGGCCUCAGCAGAGUAUCCCAACAAUUGACGAAAUCCUGCCUUUGACCACUCAGUCACCCCUAAAAAUUCCACCAAAACUUCCCAGUAAGGAUGAGGAUGACUCCCAGGCAGACGAUGUGGAACAGGAAUCAUUGCAGAGUGUCGAGUCAGAACAUUGGGAUAACUUCUACAAUGAUGAUUAUUUCGAUGAAGAUUGUCCAAAUUGUGUAGAUGAAUCUCAAUUGACACCAAAUAGAUGGACAAUGCCAUUACUCAAGUUGGGCGAGAAGAGAUACUACUUGGGAGUCUUCUUCAGGGCAAAUUGGUUCAGAGCUGCACAGUACUGUCGAUUCCAUGGAAUGCAUUUGGCCAGUAUAGCAUCUCAGGAGGAGAAUGACAAACUUGAGAAGCAUAUUCGUGAUUUCGGCUUUGGAAAUGAGCACUUCUGGACCUCAGGCACUGAUUUGGCAGAUGAAGGCAGUUUCUUCUGGAUGUCCACAGGGCGUCCCAUUACCUUCACAAAUUGGAAUGCUGGAGAACCAAAUAACUUCCGCUACGAGAAUGGCGAGGAGGAGAACUGCCUGGAACUGUGGAAUCGCGAUGGCAAGGGACUCAAGUGGAAUGAUUCUCCAUGCAGUUUUGAGACUUAUUUCGUCUGUGAAGUACAAUAAAAUCAUCCCAGAAUCGAAGUGAAACUCUAAGAAAAUAGACAGGAUGAAAGCACAAAAACACAUUUUGUACAGAACUGCCCGAAGAAUAUUUCAUCAGUGCUUUUGUCCUAUCCCAAGGAACUCUCAUGUAGAAGAAAAUUGAGAGAUACGUUCUGUUAAUGUAUACUUAAUAAUUAAGUGAAGCAUAAGAUUAAAUUCAAUGUAAAUAUUCGAAUAGCUUUUCCAAAUCUCUUAAGUGUGUGAAUAGAAAUAAAUAUUUUUUACAAA